Molecule: messenger RNA, 951 nt
Organism: Durotheca rogersii
Lineage: Eukaryota; Fungi; Ascomycota; Sordariomycetes; Xylariales; Xylariaceae
Product: HIT-like protein
Exons: 2
Coding region: 1-951 (316 amino acids)
Biological process (GO): nucleotide metabolic process
Molecular function (GO): ATP:ADP adenylyltransferase activity; ATP binding
Source: RefSeq, a predicted model, not a curated record
AUGGCAGAGAUGACGCAUCCGGCUGCGCCGCCGAAUCUCCCCGCGCUCGUCAAAGCGGCGUUCGAAAGGGCGCGGGCCAACGGUGACCUGGAGUACUACCCGACCCAGGUCGCCAUCCUGUCGCUCAAUUCCAUCCCAUUCAAGCUUCGCUUCUCGCCGGCUUUGGCGUUGAAGCCCAAAGCAUCCAAGCCCCAGGAGCCUCACGGGAAAGCGUUCAAUCCCUUCGAGAAUCCGUCCCCGGCUAUGCUGAUUGCCGACCUGCCGCCAUCUCAUAGACUAGUCUUGAACAAGUUCGCCAUCGUGCCAGAGCACUUCAUUCUCGUCACCAAGGAGGUGAAGCCUCAAGCUCACAUCCUGGAGAGAGACGACGUCGCCGCCACAUUUGCGUGUGUCCAGGCUUACCGUGCGGAAGGACAGGAGCUGUUCGCAUUCUUUAACUCGGGCCCGCACUCCGGCGCCAGUCAGCCGCACCGACACCUGCAGCUACUGCCUGUCGAGCGUAUGAAAGACGGCCUGGGGCAGGUUGGCAAUGGCAACCAGUGGAGCAUCCUAGCCGAUAGGCUCGCCGAGUCCGAGAGGGCACUACCAUUCCGUGUCUUCACGGCACGCGCACACUCGGCAAUGACAGUCGAAGAGCAACACGGCGCGUAUUUAGAGCUGUAUAGGUGCGCCGUCAGAGCGGUGUUUCCGGAUAGGGACGUGAGUACCGAAGGUGAGGCCGCUAUCAGUUACAACUUCGCCAUGACAAGUAGCUCCAUGGUGCUGUGCCCUCGGACAGCGGAGGGGGCGACCCUCAGGGAUAGGGCCGGUGAGAAGACCGGAGUAGUGUCGCUCAACGGGACAGUUCUAGCUGGCACCGCUCUCGUCAAGAACCAAACUGAGUGGGAUGCCCUGCGACGAGACCCCGACGCGUUGAUGGAUGUUCUGAAGGAAAUCGGCGUGUCCCCUUAG